Candidula unifasciata is the source of this 795-nucleotide messenger RNA. NCBI's taxonomy places the organism in Eukaryota, Metazoa, Mollusca, Gastropoda, Stylommatophora, Geomitridae. The record is from the annotation of a GenBank genome assembly.
GCUCCGAGGUUCCUUCAUUGUCCGGAAUACACCAAUGAAUGGCCUAGAUCAGGCGAUAUCAGCUUCCAGGAUGUUUGUCUACGCUAUAGGCCUGGUCUGGACCUCGUCCUGAAAAAUAUCACUUUUGACAUACAUGAUGGAGAAAAGAUUGGCGUAGUAGGUAGAACUGGUGCUGGCAAGUCCUCUCUCAUGCUUGCACUGUUUCGUCUGAUCGAACCUUGUCAGGGAAAAGUGGUUAUUGAUGGCCUGGACGUUUCCAAGCUAGGCCUGUAUCAGCUGAGACAGAAGUUAACUAUAUUGCCACAGGAUCCAGUUCUCUUCUCAGGCAGCCUGAGGUCAAACUUUGACCCUUUCGACCAGUUCACUGAUGAGGACAUCUGGAAGUCAAUAGAGCAUUGUCAUCUGAAAGGUUUUGUGGAGACAUUAGCCGAGGGCCUGGACUUUGUUGUUGGAGAGGGAGGAGACAAUCUGAGUGUUGGUCAGCGGCAGCUCAUCUGUCUAGGUAGAGCCUUGUUGAGGAAGACCAGAAUUCUAGUCCUGGAUGAGGCAACUGCAGCAGUGGAUGUGAAAACAGAUGAGCUCAUACAGAAAACUAUAAAGUCUGAGUUUGAAUCCUGUACUGUGCUAACUAUCGCUCACAGACUCAACACUAUUAUGGAUUAUGACAAGAUCUUAGUGCUGGAUCAAGGCAGAAUUGUGGAGUAUGAUCGCCCGUCAGUGCUGCUAGAAAACAGUAACUCUCUGUUUUAUCAGAUGGUUGCACAGUCACAGCUAGUACACACAGCAUCAUCAUGA